AUGGAUAACAAUACGGUGGUUCUCUCGGUUCUGGAGGAUCUCAUCCACUGGCCAAUUCCCCCAGCGGAUCCUUUUAGCGUGGAUCCCGCGACGUUUGGAGCGGGCGGGGCGGAUGCCGACGCGGAUGCCAUUUGGCGUGAAGAGGCGCCACUAACUGCAGGCGGUGCAGAGGAUCUUGACGAGGAACCAGGCGAACGGCAACGGUCCCGUUACGAUGCCGUGCUCCGCCUACCGGCCCUUGCACAGGCGUUAGGUUCACGGUGGGCCAAGGUGGAGGUUAUCCCGUACUUACUGCGCUGCAUAGAGGAGGAGGAUGCAGAGCUCAGUUUUGUUACUGGCAUGGCUCUUAUCGAUUUUGCAACAUCCACGUUUACGUAUCAGCGACAGCCAGGGUCAUUCUUGUCAUCGUCCAACGUACGUCCAGUGACUUUAUUUUUAGACAAUGGUCGGCCACUCUCACUAGAAAACCUUCUACCCGUGGUGGUUAGCAUGGGUGCCUCCAAUGAUGCCGGUGUCCGUCGGUUCCUUGUCGAGGUGGUUAUCCCAAUGCUGUUUUUUGGUGUCCCCCUCGAGCGUAACCCUGACCUCUGCGACUGGAAGACGAAGUAUCUCAAGGUUUGGCCGGACGGCGGUGAUGGGGCCGAGCUGGGCGAUGAACCAAAAAUUACAUUUGACACAAAUGGCGGUAGUAGUAGUAGUGGUGGUGGUGGUAGUAUGAAUUAUUCUUCUUAUACAACAAAUGGUGGUCAUAGUGGAAGAAGGGAGAGGGCAAGAAACAGAGUGGAGAUGCGGCACUCCACCGGGUGUAAUGGAGGUGGUGGGAACAUGGGAAAAUAUCACGCGGGGAAGUCCGCUUUGGGCAGCAUCACAGAGGUGUGGGACCCCUUUCAAAUCAAUCUUUACGCGAACCGCCUGCGUAGUUCCGUUGCCACAUUCCUCCGUGACGUAAGCAAAGAGAAGGCGGAGGCGGAAGGGCCAAUUAUGGCCUCAAGUGGCAAUGCAAUCGAGGCGCAUGAUUACACAGAAAACUCGUGUCGGCGUGAAGCAUUUCGUUCUCGAUGGACUCUUUUUGUGGGUCUUAUGGAAUCGAUGUUGAAGUCCGAGUAUGCUGCUGCAGUGAGCUCCGCGGUGGAGUGUAUCAGCAAUGUAUUCUCAUGUAUUGCUUGGUUUGAGCGCAUGGAGCGACGUCAGGAACUCCGUCCAUCUUCAUCCCCAUCUCUGCUACGUUCCAUAGAAGAACUUGUGACGUUUGUGUUCACCACAACACGAACACAUGUUGGUCGCUCAAUCAGCAGUGGGGCAGAGAGGCCUUGUGAGGAUUUGAUGAUGCUUCUCUCUGAACACCGCCUGAUCGUCACAAGGAACCCAGCGACAUCCUCCACAAUUGCGGAGUGUCGUGGUCCCAUUGCAUUGGGAUGUGGAGGUCUUGGUGCGGCAGAGCGCGAGGUUUGGAAUUUAUUUAUGGGUGGCAAUGCACCGGUCAUGCACCGCGUGGUUCGCAUGAGUCUUUUGAGCUCGUUGCCACAACUAAUUCAAUGGACGAACAGUGCGGCACGGAGUCAAUUUGCAGGAGCACUGGAUUGGCUGGGAGGGUUGAGUUUCUUUUCUGUAUCCGAUGUCUUCUUGCAGGCAAUCGCCGCCCCCGUUCCUACCUUAUUCGCCUCAGAAGAAGGUGGAAGCGGCGAUGAUAAAAAGGAUUUGAAUGAAGAUUGCAGUGUGAAAGCGAAGACGACGACGAUAAAAGAAAAGGUCAAGAAGAAAGGCAUGGAUAUACCGCAUGCCAUGUGGCCGCCGUUAGAGAGUGAAGUGAGCCACGAUUCUGGCAUUGCUGAGGCAGUCAUUGAUGGGGUGCAGCACCUGUUAGACGAGUUACUGCGUCCUCACACGAUAAAAGACUUCUUGCAAGUAAAAGGAGAUUGCAGUUCCGAAUUGACGCUGGUGGAGAAGAUGGAUCGACUGUUGCAAUUAUGUAGAAUCUAUCGUGACUGCGUGGUCGGGUUGGCCGCGUUACCCUCGUGGAGAACGAGGUGGUUGGCAACGCAGCGCCUGCCGCACAUUACAGCGGCAGUUGUUGAGGUUUUACGUCGGGUUGGUGACGAUGACCCCAAGGACGGUCCCGCACUCGUGGAAGCGUGCACAGAGUUUUUAUGUCAGUUGCAUGUGGAGCAAUGGUCUUCAGUGGAAGGGCGCGACAGACAUAUGCGGGAAAUUGUGCGCGAUAAGGAGGAGGAAGUGCGCUGCGUCAUUUCUGUGUGUGCUGCAGGUGUGUUUCGGGCUCUGGGACAAGGCAUGUUUUGUCUCGUGUUUCCACGGGGUGUUGUUGUUGAUAUGAAGUCAAAGAGUCUUGUGGUCUCGGAGACACGCGAAGGCGGCAGUGUAUCGAGGGCCCGCCAUGCGGACCCCACCAAAUUGGAUACAGUGUGUAACAAGGCUGGAAAUAAUGGCGGCAAUGGGCACGGAGGGCUGCUUUCUGUCAGUAUUUUGAUGCGGUUACUUCCAAAGUUGUUUGAUGUUGUUUUUUCCUGUUGUGCAUGCGUCUUGCACGAUCCCGAGGAACGUGUACGGGCGGGCGCAGCCGCUGGGCUCUCCGCGCUUGCUCGAACAUUGAGCGCAAUGGUCAUGGCCUGUGAUCUGCAUGUGGAUGAACUUGGAAAAAGUACGUGGCUGCAGUAUCUGGACGGCACUACCAUGUCGCUUAUGAUGCUACUAACCGAUAAGAGUCCAACGGUGCAAAUUGCGCUUGUGACGGAGCUGGCAGCUCUUCUUGUGAGCAGUGCCGUGGAAACAGGGAGACUUGCGGCGACAAUUGGUAGUCACAGGAAGGAUGGGGCGGCCCAGUUGCGGAGAGAGGCCCUUAUUGCGUGUUUGCAGAGCCUUUCACGUCAUGAAGUAUGGCGCUAUCGUGAGCGCUACGCGAGGAUAUUGUCAGAGAUGUGUGUAAAGUUUUUGGCACCAAAUUCACUGGCCGCGGUAGAGGCGGUCUCACUGCCGCCAGGGGGCGAGACCCACAUUCUUGAGGAUGGUCUGCGUGAGAGCAGCGUCGCGGCAGGACGCCCAAGCGGCGUGGUGGUGGCUGAAGAUGGUGUCAACCCGCUUCAUGGCUUUGCCAAGGAGGCGUUGCUUCCACUUUUGGUGGAAGUCCUGUUUGACAAGGUGAAGGCAGUGCGAGAUAGUGCGCUGGAGUCGCUGGAGAAGAUGUGCGACCAACUCUCAGCGGCGCGCUCACAGCUUCAGGCAGCCUCGUCUAGCGAUGGCACCAGCAGUGGCGUCGGUGGAGUUGGAAUGGCUGCUGGCGGCGGUGGCGGCGGCGGCAGUAGAGGUGGAAUUUCCCGCGGCACCACGAGCAGCAGCAAAAGUAACAGGCAGAAGCCCCACCACAAUCAGCAACAACAUGACGAUGAUGUCUUUAUCAAUGACACGCUGUGGCCACUGAUUGUCAGGUCCCCCAAGGCGAUGGCGACGUAUCUUAGCCGGAGUUCGCUUCUUCGCAUAGCGGUUCGCCUUGGAGUCGACAAGGAGUCUAUUCUUCUUCCAUUGCUCGACCAUCUGGGACACGAUGCGGUGCUGAACGUGCGGCUUGUUGUUGCCAAGGAGUUGUAUGGAAUCCUUGCCGGUUCUUCCACUUCGGCAUCUACCCCCGCAGCCCGUACAUCCAAAGUCACCUUUACGGAUCAGGAGAAGAACGGGGUGGUGUUGCAGCUUCUGAGAUUGCUGGUGGAGGAUAAAUCCGGUGAUGUUCGUGAUGAGGCUGCCAAAGCCUUGAAAAUUUGUUUCUGA
This is a messenger RNA of Trypanosoma cruzi, 3777 nucleotides long. RefSeq lists its product as uncharacterized. Bases 1 to 3777 code for a protein of 1258 amino acids. The transcript has a single exon. Gene Ontology annotation, biological process: protein dephosphorylation. Gene Ontology annotation, molecular function: protein phosphatase regulator activity. Lineage: Eukaryota; Euglenozoa; Kinetoplastea; Trypanosomatida; Trypanosomatidae. The record is from RefSeq and is a predicted model, not a curated record. Gene Ontology annotation, cellular component: cytoplasm; protein phosphatase type 2A complex.